AUGAUUAUAUCCUCUGGACUUCGCCUUUUUGCAGCAGAUUGGAACUUGUCUAUUUAACUAAUGACACACCCUCUGCUUGCACCAUGCACAAUCCCUCCCUCUCUAUCUCUCUCCUUCUCGCUGUACUUCCACUACCAGCCACCAACCACCACCCCCCACCCCUGCCUUUUUGCUUCUGCCCCUGCCAUUGCUCUUCCCUCCCUUUUCGGUGCGGGGAGCGUGCGUAUUGGCUGCGGCACUGGUGACUUGGUGCCAAAUAGGUGGUCCCUCUGCAUGUUGGCACACACUCAGUCAAUGGUUGGAGGAGCAAAGUGAGCAGGAAGAGAGAGGCAGAGUUGGAGGGAAAGAGGGCGAAAAAAGAAGCGUCACUCGGGUUUGCCAGCGGUCGCGCGCUCUCUUCCAACAUUGAGUCCGUCCUCUUGUUUUGCUUUUUUUUUUUUAACCCCCUUGUCCAGCUCUCUCUCUCCCCCGCUGCGUGAGUCCUAUGCAGAUUCUACUAAACUCCACCCGCUUUGAAUCUUUUUUUUUUUUUUUGCUGAAGAUAUUUUUCUACAUUUGUUUUUGCAGGCAGACCGUUUUUUUGACAGUUUGAUCCAAUUUGAUGCUGUAAUUGACUUGAUGCCAGUGUCCUUUUAUUUUUUGUAGUUUUUAAUUCUUUUAGACAGUGAGGUUGCUGAACUUCUCGACUCUCUCCUUCUGUUGUGCUCUUGAACAACAGCUCUCCAGCUACACUACCUCCUGUGUCCCUGUGCUGGUAUUACACUGCACCCCCUGCUUUAAAAUUUUUUUUUUUUUAACUUUUUUUUUAUUGGAGAGUUUAGCCCGUCAUUUUUUGUGUUUUAUUUGAAAGUUUUGGCAAUAAAUGCAACAUUUCUCCAGUGCACACUGACCUAGCCUGUGCUGCAUUUUAAUUGUAAUUUUUUUGCAAUCGGCGGGGUCAUUUUAUGAUGAAAGAGGAAAAUGGAUGAAUUUCACCCCUUCAUCGAGGCCCUGCUGCCCCAUGUCCGCGCCUUCGCCUACACCUGGUUCAACCUGCAGGCCCGCAAGCGCAAGUACUUCAAGAAGCACGAGAAGCGCAUGUCCAAGGAGGAAGAACGCGCCGUGAAGGACGAGCUGCUCGGGGAGAAGCCCGAGAUCAAACAGAAGUGGGCCUCGCGCCUGCUGGCCAAGCUCCGCAAGGACAUCCGGCCUGAGUUCCGUGAGGACUUUGUGCUCACCAUCACGGGGAAGAAGCCCCCUUGCUGCGUACUGUCCAACCCCGACCAGAAGGGCAAGAUCCGUCGCAUCGACUGCCUGCGCCAGGCCGACAAGGUGUGGCGGCUGGACCUGGUCAUGGUCAUCCUGUUCAAAGGCAGCCCCCUGGAGAGCACGGACGGGGAGCGCCUGGUCAAGUCACCGCAGUGCACCAAUCCAGGCCUGUGCGUCCAGCCGCACCACAUCGGGGUGUCCGUCAAGGAACUGGACCUCUACCUGGCCUACUUCGUCCACUCGCCAGAAUCUGGACAAUCAGACAGCUCCAGCCAACAAGGGGACACGGACAUUAAACCACCGCCCAAUGGACACCUGAGUUUCCAAGAUUGCUUUGUAACCUCAGGAGUUUGGAAUGUGGCCGAGCUUGUCAGAGUUUCACAGACUCCGGUUGCCACAGCGUCAGGUCCGAACUUCUCAUUGGCUGACCUGGACAGCAGUCCCAGCUACUACAACAUCAACCAAGUGGCACUGGGGCGACGCUCUCUCACUUCCCCUCCCUCCACCAGGUCUGAGGUGGAACUGUACGCAAACCUUCCACGGAGCUCCACCAAGAGGAAGUCAUUAGACGACAGUGAGCUGGAGAGCCCCACAGAUGAUGUUUUCUAUCCUGGACGCUCGCCUGCUGCCAGCUCAUCCCAAUCCAGCGCAUGGCCCAAUGACAUGGAUGCAGUGCAGCACCAUUUGGCGAGUGUGCAGGAGAGGAAGAUAAAACAUGAAAACGAUGGCGUGCAGUUUCCUUACCAUGGACUGUCCUCGCCUGGUUCACUUAAGAAGCCGGGGAAGUUUGAUUUCAACGCCCUGACUUCCCAGACGAGGUCCCCCCGCAUGGCGUUCACACACCACCCGCUGCCUGUGCUGGCAGGAGUGAGACCAGGAAGCCCCCGUGCCUCAGCCUCAGCCCUGCACUUCCCCUCCUCCUCAAUCAUCCAGCAGUCCAGCCCCUAUUUCACCCACCCCACCAUACGCUACCACCACCACCAGGACCCGCUUAAGGAGUUUGUGCAGUUUGUGUGCACCGACAGCACAGGACAGCCGAGUGCACAGCCUAAUGGAGGCGGCCAGAGCAAAAUGCCGGGCUCCUUCCUGUUGCCCCCGCCACCCCCUGUGGCACGCCCUGUGCCCCUCCCCAUGCCCGACUCUAAAACCAUCAGCACGCCCACCGACGGUGGACUCAGCUCACCCGCAUCUCCGUCAUACUCCACGCCAGGCUCCACAGCUCCCAACCGGUUUGUCGGCAUCGGAACACGGGACAACUUUCUGAAUAUCCCCCAGCAGACUCAGUCCUGGUUCCUCUGACAACGUCUCGACGAAUCAACAGCUAAAACCCUCUCAUGAAAAUUGGAAAAAAAGCAACAUGUCACUGCUGAUCAAGAGCAGACUGCUGACACUAAAAUGUUCCCUCUCACCAACACUAUCCAGUACGACUACAGAACCCAAAAGGUCCCACACCACCUUACCUGGCCCCCGGAUCCAACCCAAUUUGAACUGGAACGUCCGUGUGUUUGUUUGUGUGUAUGUGUGUGCGCGCGCGCCUGCGUGUGUGUGUGUGUGUGUGUGUGUGUCCUGACAACCCCACCCCCCCGGAAAGGCUGGAGGCCUCAAGGAGAUGGAAUGGACAGACUGGGAAUUCCAGGAGGAAGAUGAGGAACUGUCGCACGCACACCAGGAAAUGUUGGAAAGGAAAAACAAAUACGCCAACUUGGCAAUUGACCAAUUUUUACAUUUGUUGUUUUUUUUUUUUUUAACCUUUUAUUACUUUUGAUCCUUUUGUUGUCUCCACCAUGAAACUCCAUGCAUUGGCUGGGACACCCAAAAACAAAAUGGUAGGAAAAACAGCAAGGUCAGAUGAUCGCCACCCAAAUUGCGCACCUCUUGUUUUUUUUCCUAAAAAAAAAACAAGCCAGGUGACAUCUACCUGACAAUCCCCCCCAUCACCACCACCAGAACCGCAGCCUCAACCCUGUAUGCCGCACUCGUGCGCCUCAUUCGCUCAGCCCUGACGACUCAUUGAUUUCCGAUUGGCCAAUCAUAGUGACGCCAUCAGAUGGUGUGACAUGUAUGCACUAAGUGGCUGGUCUUUUGUUUACCUGUCCAAAUAUCAGGGCACUUUGCUGCGGGGGAGGAGAAGAAGUGUGAGCCAGUUUGAAAGAGUUGAAAACACUAAAAAGGCUGCAUGUGAUCUUUCAUCCCCUCACCUAUGCACUAUUCAUUCUCCUUAAGGAUGAAACACAAUUGCACAUGACAGCCACAAGAGCGAUGAGAGGAGGCAAAGUUGAGCGUCACUUUACAGAGAUGUGGCUGCGCUCAUGGUCAUUUAAUCCUUCACGUGCACCACACACACAUACACACACACACGCAUGCAACCAUUUCCUCACAAAUCAGUCUGCAUUCAGAAUUAGGGAUGGGCAUAGCGAUGGAUGAAUUGUGUGAAGUGUGCCAUUGAUUGAGGUAAGAUGGAGUACGCGACUUGCAGCCAGCGGAUGCGCUGGUGAGUCAGAGCAGCAAGAACAACAUGUUGAGCUGCAGCCACACAGUCGACUCAAUUCUGCAUUGAAACAGGAGUUCAGAACAUGCAGAGAGAGAUUCUCUCACCCUGUGCUUCUCAAAUAGUGGGGCGGGACCCCGGUGAGGUGUCGAGGGGGACUGUAAUGUUAGUGUCUUUAUUCAUGCUUAUACAGUGGUUUGUACAAAUCAAUAUUAAAUGAAUAAAUAAAUAUUAAUUAAUUUAAUUAAUUGGGGGCAUGAAAGAAUUCUGUCCCACGGGCGGGCAUGACAAAAAAUAAUUGAAACCUACUGCUCUAACCCCAUAUAUAUAUAUAUAAUUGCAAAAACUACAUUUCAAGAAAGUAAAGUCACAUUUCGAGCAAGCAUUUCUUAUUUUGUUCCUAAAACAAAAUCAUUUCAAGCAAUUUUCACAUGACAAAAAUAAUCUUAUAUUAAGAAAGUAUACCUCGCCAAUUCUUAUGAAGAUAUUUUUUGCCAGAAAUUAGUCCCUAUUUCUAAUAUCAAGCUAAAAGCCUUGUUUUGAUUAUUCUUCAGCAAUAGAUUAAGAAUAUCUGCCUUCAAUUAAGAGUAAAAACUGCUUACCUGACUGUCUACAUUUUAAGAAUGGACUCACACACAGAAAAUAUACCGAAGGAUUUGCUGAUUUCGGAGCAAUGUGAAGGCUGCACAGCAAAGCGCGUACCAAGAUUUGUUAUAUUAAAUCUAGUCAUAAAAUCUGUGUAAAUGUGUAAAAUUAUAAAAAUUACUUUCUUUUUAUGUAGUUUAUCAAUCUAAAAACUAGUGAAUUUACAUGCAAAUCAUGCCAAAAAUGAAUUUUGAUAGUGUUUAUGACAAUAGGUUUUCCUAAAUUAAGUGAAUUUUAGAUACACUCACACUUUUUUCUUUUGAAAUAAAAAAUGUUCCAUCCAUAUAAUUACUGUAGCUUCAAAGCUCAGAGCGGUGAAGAAGUAACCGACAUAACUAACAUGCUGACAAGAAGAGGCGUGUGCUGCACGGUGACCCGGUGGUUAGCAUGUUGGCCCCACAAUCAGGCAACCUGAUCUCUGUUGGAACUUGCAUGUUCUUCCUGUGCGUAUUCUCCGAGUACUCUGGCUUCCUUCCACAGUCCAACCGUAUGCGUGAUCGGCUAAUUGGAGACUUUGAAAUUGUCCAUAGGUAUGAAUCUCUCUUAAAGAAUACUCCUACAUCUAGAAUAUGGAGAAACAUUUUGUUUAAAUCUAGCCUCAUAAAGCAAAUGCUAUCUCAAUUUAUGAAUCGUAUCCGAAAAAUUGGCUUACUUCGUACCUCGCAAUAAGAACAUUUUACUUCUAGCAAUGUGAUUAAGAACAACUUGCUUAUUUUAGGACUCAUUCUAUUUUUAAAAGUCAUGAGAAAAAUGUUCUAGUUAUAAGAAUUCUAGCUAAGCAAAUUUUGCUUACCCCAUUGGCAGAAUUUCUUUCUUGAAAUAAGAAAGGUUGUCUCAUUGUAAAAUAAUUUGGGCUUCUUCCAAAUAUGUCUGUCUUUGCAGUGUGUGUGUGUAUAUAUACUGUAUAUAAAAUAGAUUUUUUUUUUUAUUGUACUCAAAUGCCCAUCUCUAUUCUGAAUGUUUUACAGGAAGACACACUCACUCACACACACACACACACACACACACACACACCUACACACACACACAGACAGCACGAGCUUCAUAUUAUUAGCUUUCAUUUAGCUUGUAGGGUUUUUUUUCCUUGUGAUCUCAUUUAUUGACAGAUUUGGUUUUUGGUUUUGUUCCACUUGGAUUGUUUUUGCAUGUCAUAACACCUUCCGCUGUAGUUUAUAUAGCACGCUCUCAGACCACGCCCGGAUUUCAGUGAGUAGAUGACAACUAAACAGUACAAACCUCUUGAAUCUCUCGCGUAUGGACAAGCACGGUAACAAGAGCUCUUCACACACGAACUGCGUUGCUUCACUGUAUAACCCCUUAGCCCAGUCCAAGGAAUACACACACACACACACACACACACACACACACACUAGCGGCUGUCGAAUUAUAACUUUGUCAUCCAAAAUGGUCUAUCAUUCACUUAAUUUGACUUUUUUUUUUUUUGAAUAUACAUGUAAAUGUUCACAUGGAAAUUUUCAUCAUGAUUUAAUCCAACACAGAGAAAGCCGACCUCAAAAAAUAACUGGACUGCCUUGGUUCUGUUUUUUGCAGGGAUAGUAAAAGACUAGUAACAUUAGCUCUAUGGACUAAAACAUAUAUCAAAACUAUAACAAUAACAUGAAAGUGCCUCUGUAUUCCCUUCAUGCAAUUAGUAUCAAACGUCAGGUUCUUUUCCUCUGCGUGUGAGCUAAUGCUGUUAGCAUUGGUGCAGGAUGCAAAGCAUUGGUCUAGACCAGGGUUUCACAAACCAUGCAUGCAUCUGUUCAUGGAAGCUGGAGCCUAUCCCGGCUGAACCACACAAACAAGCAUUGACAUUCACACUACCCUAUCAGUCACCGGUCGUAAUGCAUCGUGCAGGUUUGGGAAACCCUAGCCUGGUCUUUAUAGAGCACUGCAAACGUUUUUUUGUAAAGACAGAGAAAGAGAGAGAGAUCUUAUAUAUUUAUGAUAUAUGCUCCGUUUUACCGUUUUGGGGUUUUUUUUUGUUUUUUUUUGCUACGUGAGCUGCUUGGCAGUCUAGUUAUUUUCUGAUCCUUCCCUUCCCCAGUCAGUAACAUAGCGCAAAUCAGACACACACAUAUUUACACACACAUUUGCAGCAUCGCAACAUUCUAGUACUUUUAGGUGAACAUGUCGACAAAUUUGAACUGUAGGAUUGCAGAAGAAGAAAAAGUGUUUUUUUUUUUUGAUGGAAAGUAUUAUUAUUGAAAACUAUGUGUCGAUUGAGCCACGUGCAAUGCAUUGGGUAGAUCAUUGUGUUUGUCUGUUAGAGAUUUUUAAGAAAGCUACGAGAAAAGAGAAAAAAAAAUGUAUUUGUCUCAAGUCCACAAGCUCCGGGACUCUAAACUGAGAGGGCCAUGAAAAAAAAUCCUAGUCUUUGUAAGUUGGGGGUAUUGUUUUUAUUUCCUUUGUCUCUUUAUUUUUUAAUGUUUCUGUGUAAUCAUUUGUUUAUUAAAAAAAAAAUAACAAUGUGGGAGGGCUGAAGGAAAACAAACGACACAACUUCUCUAUCAUCAAGUGAAAAGCGGUGCUCCUAUUAUAAACAAAUGGUAAUGAACAAAAAAUAGCAGCAUUACUCCUCGCUCUCUCUCUUUCUCUUUCUUGCUAUUUGUAUUCUUCUAUUGAGUGGGGCGGGCGGGGGGGUGGCAUUUGAGUGUUGGCAAGUCAGCAAAGUAGCGCCAGACAACUUCACCCCAGCACUGCCUGAAACUCACCAGCAAAGCGAUAAAACCACACAAACCCUCCCAGGCCCAAAUACUCCGAAACGGAACCCGAGACUUGUUGUCAAACAGGCAGACAUGUGAGCCUCCCCCCCUCGUCGCCCCCUCUGUCCCCUCUGUAAAUGACUCUUCUAGUGCUUGUGCUGUAGUGUAUAGUUCCCUAGCAGUUAAAAGGUUGUCCCUUAAAAGUGCCUUUUGUUCACAAAACUCCAUUUUUUAAUUUUUUUUUUUUUUUUACCUUCUCAGGUUGUGCACACAUGCACAACUCACCCUUCUCAAAUGAACCAUAGUUCCUCCCCUAUAUCCUCUCUUCCUUUUCUUAUCUAUAUGCUAAUAUCUACAUAUAGAUAUAAAAGGUGUGAAUUUAUAGAUUUUUCUUUUCUUUUUUUUUUUUGGUAAAGGCAAAAAAUGUGUUAUUGUUCCGCUGUUGCUUUUUUCCCCCCCUUCCUUGCCCUCUGUCUCCACUGUCUGUUUUCUCUUCGACACUGGAGUAGUCUGUAACUGUGUGUCCGUCACUCUCGCUCGCUCGCUCUCUCUCUACAAAAAAAGAAAAAAAAAAUAUUACUGAGAAAGUUGUUUUGUCUUGAGCAGAAUGCAGUUAGCUCACAUGUUAUUCUUGUCUGUAUGCUUCACAUUGUAUCGCCCAUACCCAUCACUUCUGCUUCUCCAUUCAACAGCUAAUGUAAGUGAACAAAUGACGCUGACGGGCUUUUGGGGGUGUCCUUGUGGUGUUGAGGGGUGGGGGGUGGGGGGGGGGGUCACAGAAGGGAUGAGCGGGAUCAGAGGUUUUCUGUUUUUUUGGGAUAGAGAGCUGAUGAACUGCUUCAGGAUGUUGGAAAGGGGCUGCUCGGACUAUAGUUUAAGAGUUGCUCUUUUGUUUUGGCUAUUUAUUGUUUGGCUUUGUUUUACUCCCCCCGCCCUUUUUUUUUUUGUUCCCUUGUAAUUUGGAUUUUUUUAAGCUAUUUGUUAUCAGGGUAUGCUGUGUUUAAAGGAAGCCUUGGACUUAAAACGAAAUCUACAAGCACCUUAUUAUACCGGACUUAUCCUGCAUGAGGUUGAAGGGAGGGUUGCAUUUUCACCAUGUUUUCCCUUCCAAUGAGUAUUAUUGACACAGUAACACUCUCAGCAGUAUUAGCUACUUACACCGCGCCAAGCAGAUGCACCAGAGGUCAUAACAAGCCCCUUCUGCCCACCUCAUGCUGGACAGCUCCAGGUCUUUGUUUCUCCAGUUUGUUCUUCAGCGUGUAUGGUUACUGGUGUACUAGCCCCCCCAAUCCCCCGGCCCCAGCAGCACCCUUGGCCACCCCCGCUUCCUCCCAGCUCCUCUAUGCCUCUUAUCGACGCCCUCAGUGCAUCACCACUUCUUUGUGAGAACACCCCCAGAGCUCUAGGUGAAAUGCAUGUGUUUAUUACAGUUUCUUUUCCAUAAGAAGAAAAACAGUUUGAGAAGAGCAGCACCUGAUUGAAUAAAAAGGAUGUUCUUGACUGUA
This is a messenger RNA of Dunckerocampus dactyliophorus (ringed pipefish), 8591 nucleotides long. Its product is annotated as nuclear factor 1 X-type-like. Gene Ontology annotation, molecular function: DNA-binding transcription factor activity, RNA polymerase II-specific; RNA polymerase II cis-regulatory region sequence-specific DNA binding. The transcript has 13 exons. The record is from RefSeq and is a predicted model, not a curated record. NCBI's taxonomy places the organism in Eukaryota, Metazoa, Chordata, Actinopteri, Syngnathiformes, Syngnathidae. Gene Ontology annotation, biological process: regulation of transcription by RNA polymerase II. Gene Ontology annotation, cellular component: nucleus. Bases 961 to 2547 code for a protein of 528 amino acids.